Tupaia belangeri chinensis (Chinese tree shrew) is the source of this 1931-nucleotide messenger RNA. RefSeq names its product iroquois homeobox 6 (gene IRX6). The coding region runs from base 1 to 1488 and encodes 495 amino acids. The transcript is spliced from 8 exons. Gene Ontology annotation, biological process: neuron differentiation; cell development; regulation of transcription by RNA polymerase II. Gene Ontology annotation, molecular function: RNA polymerase II cis-regulatory region sequence-specific DNA binding; DNA-binding transcription factor activity, RNA polymerase II-specific. NCBI's taxonomy places the organism in Eukaryota, Metazoa, Chordata, Mammalia, Scandentia, Tupaiidae. The record is from RefSeq and is a predicted model, not a curated record. Gene Ontology annotation, cellular component: nucleus.
AUGUCCUUCCCGCACUUCGGACACCCCUACAGCGGCGCUUCCCAGUUUCUAGUAUCUGCAAGUUCCAACGCCACUUGCUGCGAAUCCGCCCCGCGCUCGGUCACAGAUGUGGCCUCAAGCUCCACCCCGGCGCCGGGUCUCUGCUGCGCACCCUAUGAUAGCCGGCUGCUGGGCAGCGCGCGCCCGGAGCUGGGUGCCGCCUUGGGCAUCUAUGGAUCCCCCUACGCAGCCGCUGCUGCUGCCCCGAGCUAUCCCGUGCAGGACAGAGUACGUUCCACUCCCCAAGAGCAUGCUGGAAAACUGUGCGACCCAAAACAUGGGCACUCCGACCAUGCGCUGAGCGAGCCGGCUGCUGGGCAGCGCGCGCCCGGAGCUGGGUGCCGCCUUGGGCAUCUAUAUCCCGGCUACCUGCCCUACGGCCCAGAGCCGCCCUCGCUGUAUGGCGCGCUGAACCCACAGUAUGACUUUAAAGAGGCCACAGGGAGUUUUACACCCAGCCUGGCACAACCAGGAGCCUAUUAUCCCUAUGAGCGGUCUCUGGGGCAGUACCAGUAUGACCGGUAUGGCUCCGUGGAGUUGAGUGGCGCUGGGCGCCGGAAGAACGCCACCAGGGAGACCACUAGCACGCUCAAGGCCUGGCUCAACGAGCACCGCAAGAACCCCUACCCCACCAAGGGAGAGAAGAUCAUGCUGGCCAUCAUCACCAAGAUGACCCUCACCCAGGUGUCUACCUGGUUCGCCAACGCGCGCAGGCGCCUCAAGAAGGAGAACAAGAUGACGUGGGCUCCCAAGAACAAAGGCGGAGAGGAGAGGAAAGCGGAGGGUGGAGGAGAGGAACCGCUGGGCUGCCUAAACGGGGACACCAAAGACAUUACUGCUAGCCAGGAGGCUCGAGGGCUCCGGUUGAGUGACCUGGAAGACCUGGAAGAAGGAGAGGAGGAGGAGGAGGAGGAAGCCGAUGAAGAGGCAGUGGUCACAGCCGCGGACCGGCUGGCGGAGUUCCACAAGGGUGUCCAGGCGCUGUCUGUGCCCUGUGCGGCCGCGCUAGAGGGCCGAUUGGAGCGCAGGGAGUGCGGCCUGGUGACGCCCCACUUCUCCUUUAAUGAGCCCCGGGGGUCGGAAGAAGCUGACUUCCUCUUGGCGGAGCCAGGCGGCCCCACGUUGACGGUGCACUAUCCUGGCGGGGAGAAACCGCGCAUCUGGUCCCUGGCGCACACUGCUGCGGCCAGCGCUGGGGAAAGUGUACCUGCAGCCCGGCCCAGGCCAGGAAGUCCCGAGUGCCACUUGAUUCCCGGACAGCCUCCUGGCUCUGCAGGGCGCCCCGCGGUCCCCAGAGACUCCGCGUAUGAUGAAUCUUCCCGCAUAGCCAAGGCCUUUGGGAACCCCGCGUUUGCCCUCCAGGGGCUGUCGCUGAACUGUGCGCCAUGCCCGCGGCGGAGGGAGCCUGCGGUGCAAUGCCAGUACCCAUCCGGAGCAGAAGCAGGUUAGCGCAAUGGCUGCGAUUUGCAGAAGAAUCUUGGAAAUGGCCCCACACUUCGAACUCACCUCUACGCUAAGAAAUUGCUAUAACCUUUCCAGGGACCAGGAACUCUCACUUGCCCAAGGAUAGACACACAGAAACCCUCCUCGCUGCCGUCUUUGCACGCAGAACUGGGGGCGGAGGGCAGACAUGUAACUUAUCAGAUCUGGGAGAGGUGGCAGGGCACCCUGGGGAAAGCCAGGAGGGAAGCUCAGUGGUCUGCCCGCCUCAUGGCCUCUUCCAAAGGCUAUUUCCUUCUCCGGAUUCAGGGCCUGAAGCUGCUUCCUCUCCUGCUCACUCCCACCCACACCUCCACCCCCCUCACUUUGUAACUUCUUUGCUCAUCAGCCCCUAAUGACCACCUGUGUCUUCUCUUCUCCCCCAUCCCUUGUGUCCUUAAAAAGAAUCAAUC